CUGGUUAGGAAGCUGCACCGCGCACUUCGCAACAAUUUGUAUGAAACCCCACAUUUUAAUUAGCUACAUUAAUAGUCAGUCACGCGAUUGGCAUGAUUUUCAAUUACAUAGGAAUUAUUAUUAUUUAUUAUAAUUAAUUGCGUGAUAGUAUAUAAACGCUUUGCCAAAUUUUUUGUCGGAUGGUUACCUACUAAAGUCUGACACGAUGGCACGGUUACUACUGGCAUUUUUUGUAGUUUUUAAUGUGACAUUAAAAUCAACAUUGGGAUUAGUUUUAGAAACUCCUCGCAACGUGGGCAUCAGUGGUGGAAACAUCAUUCCCAUUGAAGCCGCUCCCUAUAUGGCUGCAUUGUUUUUGGAAAACGAACAAUGGUGUGGUGCCACGAUCAUCGACGACCAGUUCGUGCUGACUGCUGCACACUGUCUUGUGAAUGAUAAUUCUGAGGACUGGAAAAUUCUAGUUGGUUCAGACCAAUUGAACUCAGAAGGUGUCUUCAUUGAAGUCGAGAAGAUUCUUUGCCACGAAAAAUACGACUUCACUAAAGAGGACCACGACAUUUGCUUGUUAAAACUAAAGGAAAACAUACCAUUUGGGUGUUUUUGGAAUGUGGAGACAAUCCCGUUGCCAGAAAACAACCGCCUAAUCUAUGGAGAUGAAUUGGCAAGUGUCACCGGAUGGGGACAGACUGAACAUGAAUAUCACGUUUCAAAUGAACUGCGUCAGGCAUUGGUGCCGAUUGUGGCAAAUGAAUGCUGUCGUCGAGUCCAUCCUAAUGUGACGGACGAUAUGAUCUGCGCUGGAGACAAACACCAAAACUUCUGUCUGGGAGAUGCUGGAGGGCCCCUGGUAAUAAGAAACAGGAGGAAUACAGAAAUAAUUAUUGGCGUCGCAUCACAGGACGCGGGAAGUUGCAGCAUUUACCCCGGAGUAUACACGAGGGUCGCCAGUUACAUACCUUGGAUCCACAGUACCAUCCAACGCAAUAGGACCUGAAAAUGUAUUAGAGCUGCAAGUCGAAAUAAUUUGAUGCUUUCUUUUUUUGCGAAAAUAAUAAAUAACAUUUAUAAUAAAAUGUGUGUCCCUGUAACGGUUUGCUAUAAAACCUCGUUAGCGCUAAGCGUUUUGUGCUAGCCGGUUGUAAAAAAAAAUUAAAAACAUUUUUAAAUAGUUUUCUGGAAUCUGUCACUUGAAGAAAAAUUGAUGAACAUUUACGACAAUUUCUUGCAAAUAAGAUACUAAAUAUCUCUAAAAUAAUAUAAUUUACCUAACUUAAUCGAUCUAGAUCGUGCCUUAUUGGUAUUAUGCUGUGUACAUUUCCCCGGAUCGGGUAAGUGUUGUGAAUAUUUCAUUUAAGUUACUACUAGGAAUAAUUUUACGUUGUAUUCUUUUAUACUGUUAACUAAUCUGUUAUUUUCUGACUGCUUCAUCCGUGAACACUAAAAUAAUGCUGAAAGGUUAACUUUCCUGAUAUUUCUUUCCUUGUGGGCCGGAUGUAGCAGUCACUAUUGAGUGCAUUUUCUAUUAUGCCCAAUAUUACUAGGGAUCAAGUCUUGGGUUGAAAAUUGCCUGCACCCUGCCUGAAAACCCUCUAUCCUGCACUACCCCGGGUUGCGCUAUGCGCAAGCUCUGUAUCCCGGAAGGUUUCCGUUCCGAGCUGGGGAUCCUGAACCACAGCGGGAAACCAUCCUAGUCUACUCUGGACCAACUGGGACUCCUGCGCUGUACCGCGGAGCCAUCUACAACUGCGACGCCUACGAUGUAGAGCCUCAGGAAAGUGCCUCCUUAAGGACAUGUUUCUAUAUUUCUAUCUGUGUCAGCUCAGUUAUAACGACUCACGACCCUAGCUAACUUCCUGUAAUUAUAAAUAAUAUUAAAUACCUUUUCUAAAUUAAUCUUUCAUUUCUAACCUAUCUAUCUCUAUCUACAUGUGACGCUAAACGUCA
Messenger RNA from Cydia fagiglandana, 1944 nucleotides. RefSeq names its product mite allergen Der p 3-like. NCBI's taxonomy places the organism in Eukaryota, Metazoa, Arthropoda, Insecta, Lepidoptera, Tortricidae. The coding region runs from base 206 to 994 and encodes 262 amino acids. Gene Ontology annotation, molecular function: serine-type endopeptidase activity. The record is from RefSeq and is a predicted model, not a curated record. Gene Ontology annotation, biological process: proteolysis. The transcript has 5 exons.